Messenger RNA from Lymnaea stagnalis (great pond snail), 14942 nucleotides. The record is from the annotation of a GenBank genome assembly. NCBI's taxonomy places the organism in Eukaryota, Metazoa, Mollusca, Gastropoda, Lymnaeidae.
ACUGAUGUAAAUUGACGGAGAAAACUGAAUGUAACUGUAUUCUAAAUAGUAAAAAGCUGGAAUGAUCUGAUCUUAGAACAUACUCACAGUUUUAUUUAUACGAAAAAAAUUGUGUUAUAUUUAAAUAAAUAAAUAUUUUUAUAAUUAAAGUAUCGACAUCGCCGAUAUUGAAUUAAUUGUUUAAAUUAUUGAUAUCUCAUCAGUCAUCACUCUACACUCUAGUCUACACUCUACUCUUGACUCAAACUCUUCUUAGUCUUAACAAGUCUUAGGCCUUAGACUUAGAGGGCAGGCUAAUUUAUAAGUCUUAGUAGUUAGUAAUCUUAGUCUUGUUUCAAGCACACUUAAAAAAAAACAAGCUCUAUUUACUGUUAAUUAGUAGUCUAGUAGUUCAUUACUAUUAGUAUUAUUACUCAUCUGUCAUUAGUCACUAUGACUAUAUAUCACUUGACCUUGAAAAAGUUAUACUAAGUUAUAGGCUGUGGCUAUAAAAACUACCAAUAGGUUCUAGGGAGCUAUUUGUAGUAAACUACCAAUAGCUUCUAGAGAGCUAUUGGUAAUACACUACCAGUAGCUUCUAAGUGGCUUUUGGCAACUAUUGUUAGUUUACUAUGCUAUACUAUAAAAAAAAACUACCAAUAUUGGUGAUAGAUUGAAUGAUGUAGUGCAAUAAUUAUUGGUAGUCACAAUUCAUUUUUUAUUACAACACUGAAAUCACUCUAACUCUAAAGUCUAAAAAAUGUAUGUCUCCACACAAAAAAAAUGUGCCAAAAAACUUGUUGUUUUCGUCUAGUCUCAUAAAUUCACUCCAAUCGGAUUUUCAAGACAUAAUAAUAAUACAAUUGUUUUUCUUUCUUUAUAUGUUUUUUGUUUUAUUUAUGUAUCACUAUCACUGCUUAUGUUUUCAUCAAAAUUAUGUGCAGUUUAAAACAUUGAUUCUGCAUACUCUGCAUAGCAUUAAAAAAUAAAUAGUAAAUAGUUAUUCUUAUACAUUAAAAUUAAAUUGAUUAAUUUGUGUUAUAGUUGCACAAUAUACCCAAUGAAAUUGUUUAAUUGUGCAUACAAAUAUUGAUGCCUUUAUAAGUUAAUGAGGGCUCAUUUUUGCAAAUAACACUCAGUAGACAUUUCUCCCAACAACAGAAAUUUUUUUUAAAGAGGGGGGGGGGGGUGUUGGUUCAAGUGACCAUUUUCCUAAACAAUGAUUGGCUUAAGGUUAUUUUAUCAUCCUUAAGCCUAAUCAUUGCAAAUAACACUCAGUAGACAUUUCUCCCAACAACAGAAAUUUUUUUUAAAGAGGGGGGGGGGGGUGUUGGUUCAAGUGACCAUGUUCCUAAACAAUGAUUGGCCUAAGCUUAUUUUAUCAUCCUUAAGCCUAAUCACGUUAUUAUACAGUUUCAUUUAACUAAAGUAAAAAGAUUUUGAUUUUAAUAUGCACACUUUAAAAAAUUAUUUAGGCCUGUAUUUUAAUUUGUAAUUUUAAUCAUAAUAAUUAGCACACACAAAAUGUUUACAGCUGUAUUUUAUUUUUAUUGCACAUCUUACUUUGGCCUUGGCAAAGAAAAAGCUGGGUAAAAAAAUUUCAGAAUAUGAUCCCCAUUCAAAUCCAGUAUCAUACAUCUAUCUAAGAUCUAUAUUAGGUCUAUAUUAUAAAUUAUAUAGCAAUAUAGCCAAAUCUGAGCAUGGGGAAGGCUACAGCAGAUAGUGUUAAAACUUUAAAACAGUACUGUAGAUUUUAUAAUUAGUGCCGAAGUGUUGUCACUAGUACAAACUAGUAAUAAAUGAAUGGGGCAAUACUUCGCCAGCCUCAUUGGAAGUGGGUAUUUAAAGCUCAGAUUUUGGUUUGAUUUGAUUGGCUGGACUACCAAUAGCUCUCUAGUAGCUAUUGGCAGUUUACUGCAAAUAGCCCCCUGCCCUAACUAGAUGCUAUAAAUUAAUAAGUAUAGGUAGUAAACUACCAAUAGACACUUUCAAGUUAUAUUAGUAUUGGUCAUUGGCAUUGGUCUUUUUGUCUGAGUCUGUAUUCUAUAUCUUUUAUAACUAACUAUGCUAUACAAAUGUAGGGCUACUCUAAUGUAUUUUUACAGUUUUAAAUUUACAAAAAAAAAUAUGUUUAAUUUCACCAACAAUGUGCCAUAUGUGGAGAGUAUUAAUUUAAUUGGAAAAUGCAAAGAGCAUGCGCCAUGCAGUAUCACAUGGCUGCUAUCCUUGGUUGCUAAAAUUAGGAAUAAAAAGUUAAAAUUUAAUGAAAAAUGUCCCUAACCCUAACCUGAACCCUAAAUCACUAAAAAACAUGUAUCCCUAAACCUAAUCUGAGCCCUAAAUAACUAAAUGUAUCCCUGAACCUAAGGAUAAGGAGAGAAACCAAAGCAGAAACUUUACAAAAACACGUAAAUGAUGUCAUUAGUCAUGGCGCGUUCUCUUUGCAUUGACCUUUUAAUUAAAUAAUAAAUGAUACAGCCCAGUGUUUCCCAAUGCAAAUGUGACAACAUGUUGGGGGGGGGGGGCACAUGGGGCAUUUUGGGGGCUUUUAUGAUUUAGACUCUGAGAUGGAAAUAAUCAUUAAAAUCAAAAAUUAUACAGGUCUAAGGGUAAUGCAAAGGAGCACUUUUAAUUAAAUAAUAAAUGAUACAGCCAAGUGUUUCCCAAUGCAAAUGUGACAACAUGUUGGGGGGGGGGGGCACAUGGGGCAUUUUGGGGACUUUUAUGAUUUAGACUCUGAGAUGGAAAUAAUCAUUAAAAUCAAUAAUUAUACAGGUCUAAGGGUAAUGCAAAGGAGCCACGGCAAUGUGAUCAAUGUUAAAAAUGAACUGACAAUCAUAUUAUAAUGUUAAAUGUAUUACUUUUAGUCGAGUAGGCUAAUUGCUUUCUUUAUUGCAAUACUGAUAGCAAUAGCAAAAAAAGUCAAAUAUUUAUUAUCCUUUUCUUAGUUUUAUUAUUAUUGAAACUCAUGGUCUGAUUGAAAAUCAGUCUUCCUGACAGUAGCAUGGAGACUUCUUCUUAUCCUAUUUUAAUAAGCCUUUACUUUAAACUAUAACUAAAGGAGAUUAAGGGAGGAACGUGCAUCUUUUUCCAUUUGAGUCAUGCUGAUAUAGCCAUUAAAACAUAAGUCCUCAGAUAUUUGAUUUUUUUCCUUUCCAAAUCUAAAUAUUAAUCAUGAAAUCCUUAUUUCUUUUUCUAGACCAAUUCAAGGUAAAGAACAUUCUCAUUUGCACAAAAGUUUUAUUAUCAUGAGUGGAAAGAAACGGAAGGCUGCAAAAGGAAUUUUGGGAUUUCCUAAAAAGAAAUCUAUUCUCUUCACAUUCAAUGCUAGAGAAGGAGAAGAAUGUUCAACUGAUUCUGAAGAUUCUGAUUACAGUCCUGGGAGGUUGUUUUUAAAAAAAUUACUAGCUAAUCUCUAGGUCAAUUCAAUAAGCAUUUAGAGAAACUUUAAACAUGUCAUUUUAAAAAAAAACAAUGCUUUUAUUACUUUGAUAGCAGCCCAAAACCUGAAAUGUUGCCAAAAUAAAUUCAAUAAAUAUAUUUGAAUUAAGAAUGUACAUUCAAUAUAAUUUUUCUCUUCUUCUCAGCCUGGUGCCUACAAGAAACGCAAAGAAAGCCAAACGGAAAGGUAACAAUCAAGCAAGACAGGGACUUUCAGUGAUUAACAGAAGGGUGACCAGAAAGGGUUUGUUUGUUGCUAAUUCUUUUGUGUCAGUGUUGCAACUUUGGGCUUUAAAAAAUCCCAUUUGUUUAAUUGGUGUGCAUUGAGUGUUUAGUUUGCAAUCUAUCACUUUUAUAUGAUACAUGAAAGCUACAUAGAUUAGACACAUAGGUCUUGGUCAUUCUUGGUUAUUUGAAUCGUUCAGAAUAAAAUCUGCUCAUCUCACACGUCAAUAAACCUAAUUUCCUCUUGUGUUUCAGAAACAGUUGCUUUAGAGGCCAACGCGUGUUGUAAAAAUGAGAUCAUACACAUGUGUCUUCCCUCUGAGACAAUGUUGAACAUUUUUUCAUUUUGCCUUGCUUCAGAGGGACUCCUUAAGUUUUUAUCCAGGUAAGAAACAAAAUUAACCCCGAAAUGUUUUACCAUUACUUUGAGGUCUAUAUUACUUUCCAUAAAAUUUAAUUUUUGCUUCAGGACAAUGUACAUAACUGGCUUUUAAUCUCACGUGAGGUAGGUUGUCUUCUGAGUUUGUUUUACAUAGGAUUACCCUCUACCCAGAGAAUAGAUGCCUCAUUGGCAUGUCCAAUUCACAGCUAUUUGCCCAUCAUCCAUUUCACCCAGCAAUUUGUUCAUUGUCCACUCAACCGGAUAUUUGCCCAUCGUCCAAUUCAACCAGCUGUUUGCCCUUUGCUAAGGACAACUUCCAGUAAAUUAGAACCCUCUGCUUCUUGAUUCAAGGCAGAAAUAUAAAUAUAUAAUUCAAUGAAUAAUAUAUGAAAUGAAAUGUACUAUUACUUUAUCCUUGCAAUUUUCAUCAUGGGGUGACUGGGAAACAAACAUGUCCUUGCUGAUGCAGAAAAACUUUGUCAACUGUUACUGUUAUAUUUGCCAAAUGUAAGAUUAAAUAUUUAAUUUCUUGGACGCCGCUCACUGGCUUGAUGCAGACUGGAAAAAAAUGUAUUUAAAUUAUUGCUGUCUUUUCACAUCAGGGUGCCCAGAGUAUGCAAAGAAUGGAACAGAUUAGCAAAGGACCAAUCACUGUUCAAGCAAGUCAAUUUAAGUAGCACUUUGGGUGCAAUGAACAAGAAACGACUCAAAGGAUUGCUCAAGCUUGACUUGUCCCACUGCAGGGUUCUCAAUUUUGAAGGGCAAAUGAGAGUUAAGCAGAACUUCUUGGAGGUAAAACUAUAUGCCUUUGUAUCUUUGGUUUCAUGAGUCAGAUCUGAUGUAGUGUAUAACAGAUGACCAUUCAGAUUCUGAGUCAGAUCUCAUGUACUGUAUGACAGAUUGACAGAGGACCAUUCAGAUUCUGUACCAGAUCUAAUGUACUGUAUAACAGAUUGACAGAUAACCAUUCAGAUUGCUGUGGGAGCUGAUGCCCACCUUAUUUUCUGAAUGACGCCUGGGCCUGCCUACUGACUGUUAUUUUGAAUUGCACUGCUGCUCAUGAUGAAUGUGCCAGUGUUGAAUUGUAAAUUAUUGUAUUUCCAUUAUUCCGUAUUAUUUUAUUGAAAUAAUCAUGGUAAUGUUGCUUCAUGUAUAAGAUAAGUUCCAGUGUUUCCCAACCCUUUUUGUGCUAUGCCCCACCUAAGCCUUUCUAAAAUUCUUAUGCCCCCCCCUCCCCCAUGUAUCACAUACACAUACAUAGUUUUUAAUAUUCAAAAAUAGGUUUGUUCACUCAAGAAAAUUAAAUGAUAUGUUUUAGAAAGUAAUCACUAGGACAUUGGUGAGGAAACUUAGUUAGUAAAUUUUUAAAAAAUUUGAUGGAGGACUGAAAUUGAGAUGAUUCACAAUAAAUAUAGCGUUAUUAGUCACUUCACAUUUUUGGAGCCAAUGAAACUUUUCAAAAUUUUUGUUGUAAAUAUUUUUCUGACAUAGAGUUAAUGAAACCAAAUAUCUUCCCUUUUGCAUCAACAAGGGUUUUAUUUGUUCUUUGAAUAUGGUUAUUUAAUAUAUUUAGUUUUUUAAAGAUAUCAACUAAAUAACUCACAAAUGCUGUUAAAAGAUACUUCAUAUCAGGUUUGUCACUUUAAAAAAUUGCAAGAGUAUCAAAUAGUUCCAUAAAUCUUUUCAAGCCAUUCCCCAUUCGAAAGCCAUCUUACUUCAGUGUGAAGUAAAAGUCUCACAUAGUCUGCAAUUUGUUCUUCACAAAGUAGCUCAAAGAAACAUUCACUUUCGGUAUUAGCUUUAAUAGCAUUGAUACACUUUAUAAGUGAAUUUAGUACUUCAUUUAGAACAGGCGAAAUGUUUUUAGCUACUUAGUUUUCCUUAUGAAUAACACAUUGCUCAAGAAGCAUUUCUGGAUUCUCAUCCUUCAUCAAUUUUAAGCAGCCAUUUUUCUUGCCCAUCGUAUUAGGGUCACCAUCUGCAGCACAAUAUUAUAUUUUUCAUUGGUAUAUUAUUGACACCUAGGUAAUUUUUUUAGCUCAUUAUAUAUACAUCUUUGACGGCAGUGGUGCUUUCUAAUGAUUUACAGAACAACAUUUCUUCAGCGAAAUACCCUUUAUCAAUAGAUCUUACGUAAUUUAUCAAAACUGCCUCAUGGUCUCUCAAAGUUCAUUCAUCCAUCUGCACUGAGAAUUUUCUUGUUUUCAGCUUUUCAACAAGUUGUAUUUCAAUAUCUUCACUCAUUUUGUCUAUUCUUCUGCUAACAAUAUUAUUACUGAGUGGCAUAGCUUUCAUCCCUUUUUUCUUGUUUCUUACAUAACUAAUUUCUGACACCAGUGCUACUUCUGUACUUAAUUUAUCUUUCUUUGAAAGGGAAUUAACUCUGUUUUGCAAUUGAUUUACAUAUGUAAAACAUUUUUGUAAGCUGUUAAAUAUGAACUAAAUAUGAAUUAAGGAUAAAUUCUUCCAGAGGGUUUAAUAAAAUUAUAAUAUUAUCUGCGAAAGAACAGUGACGAGCACAUAAAAAUAAGAGAAGUUUAUCACUAUGCGCCAGGAUGGAUGCAUUUGGACACAUCCAUUUGAAACCUCCAAGUGAAGCUAAAUGAUGAUAAAACGGAAAUCCUUCUCAUCCACUCUCAAAACAAACCUCUCCCUCCAUUCGCUCCUUCUUCUAUAUCUAUUGGCAACUCUGACAUCACACUCUCUCCCUCUGCCAGAAACCUUGGAGUCACGCUUACGGACACCCUCUCCAUGGACAAACAUGUCACGAAUAUAUGCAGAUCAGCAUAUAACGAAAUUAGAAAAAUCAGCACCAUUAGACACCUCCUCUCCUUUGAUGCCACAAAAACUCUCGUCUCUUCACUCAUUCUUUCAAAAUUUGACUACUGUAACAUUCUUCUCUCAGGCAUUCCUCAACACCACAUAGAAAAACUUCAGAAGGCACAGAACUCAGCAUGCAGACUCAUUUUUAAAUCAAAGAAACAUGACCACAUUCAACCACACAUGCGGCAACUCCACUGGCUUCCAAUAUCCUCUCGCAUCAAAUACAAGUCUGCCAAUCUUUGCUUCAACUCGUUCACUGACCCUCACUUUCCUGUCUAUCUCUCUGAACUGUUGCUUCCUUACAUCCCCACAAGACAACUACGUUCUUCCAUUGACAGUAGAACCCUCUCAAUCCCAAGAACUAAAACUAAGACCAUCGGUGAACGCUCCUUCUGCUUCCAUGGGCCCACGUUCUGGAACCAGCUCCCCUUCCAUAUACGUCAUAGUGAAACCUCGUCCAUUUUCAAAAAGUCCCUUAAAACUCAUCUGUUUAGGUCCGCCUAUGACCUGUGAUGCACCCUCCUUGCCCUACCUCAUUUUCUGUUUCGGGUUGAUCCUGAAGUGUCAAAGUGUCCUCGUUUUAUAGCCAUUUUCAUUGUUUCUAUAGUAUAGUAGUUACUAUCCUAGUGUCUCAUUUAUAUUUACUUAGUUUACAUGUUUUAAUAAUUGUAAAGCGCUUAGAGCUUUAUGAUAAGCGCUAUAUAAAAAUGCCUAAAUAAAUAAAUAAAUAAAUACUUUUGGUUGCUUUUGUCGAGAAUGAGUUAACUUUAAAUAUUAACUAUUCAAUAUCUCAUUCUAUAUUACCAAAAUAAUACACUCUUUUUUUUCUAUUUGCAAAAUAAAUGAAUAAAAAAUGUUCAAACAUCUCAGCAGGGAAAGAUAUUUUUAACAAUAAGCCAGCAUUUUCUUGUGUAACAAUUAUUUGGCUUGCAAUCAUCCAAAUCAAAUCCCUCAAUUUGAUUUUUGAUCUAAAAAAAAAAGUUCUGAAUGUGAUGAGAUUUCAUAGGUUUUGUAACCUCAGAAAUAUAAUUUUUUUCUAUAAAAAAGGGGAAUAAAUUUUAAAAAACUCAAUUUAUCUAUUUGGUGUUUUAAUAAUUAUUUUAAAACUAUUUUAAAUAAUGGUGUUUUUGUUAAGUUACAAAUAUGACAACAGUUUAUUAAUUUUAUGUUUGAUAUGACAUUUGAACAUUGCGAAAACAAAUUUAAUACAACAUUCCUGUAAGAUAAAAGGUAGCUAUGUAUUCACUUGGUGUAUUUCUGAUAGAAGAUUCCUGUAAGAUAAUAGGUAGAUAUAUAUUCACUUGGUGUAUUUCUAAUAGACCAUUCCCGUAAGAUAAUAGGCAGCUAUGUAUUCACUUGGUGUAUUUCUUGACCUCCAGCCUAUUCUGACCAAAACACACAGACUGGUAUCCCUAAACCUCUGCCACUGUCCAGGUGCCACUUCAGCUAUGCUGUCAAAGCUGCCGGUGCUUUGCCCCAACCUCGGCAGGAUCAAGCUCUCCCAAACAUUCGAUUACCAGGUAAAUUAUUUACAAUUGUUUUAAUUGUAAGUUAUCCAUUUUGAUUUAAGUCAUAAAUAGCAGCUAGUCAUUUAAAUCAGCAUUUAAGGACAGGCCAUUCUUUUAUUACCUUCAUCAGUGAAUUUGUAUUAGCCGCAUCUAAUGAAAUUGUCAAUAUCAAUUUGAUCUUUACAACAGGAUAACAGUUUUAUAUCAUUAUUUUUAAAAAAUUAUCUGUAAAAAAUGUGUGUUUGUCCAGAAUUAUUUUUUUUAUUAUAAAAAAAAACAGAAAAUAUAAAUUAUCUGAAAUAACACCUGGUUACUUCUGUUUUCAUCCCAGGAUAAAAUUGUCUACACUUCAAUAGUACCUUUGAUUGUUAUGUGCGGUCAAACCAUUCUUGAGAUCCGCUGGUCAAAUGUCAUUUUUGUCAAAACAGAGUUCACCCAUUUCAUCGACAUGUUAAAAGUAAGUUACUGCUUUAACUUUAACCCAUGUGUUACACUCGCCCGAUUUUUAAAAAAAAAAAAAAUUUUAUGCUAGUGCCAAAAAUGAAAACAAAAUAAAAUUUGAAAAGUAUUUGAUCUUUUUGCACAUUUCAAGAUGACUGCUGAUGUGAUUUCUAUUGUUAAAAAAAAAAGAUAUCAUCAAUCAUUUGAGUUUUAAUUAAAUGAAGUAACUAAUCAGUUGGCUGAAAAAAAGUUUUUGACAGAUCAGUGUUAUUCUUAUUCUUGAUUUCAUUGGGUUUUUUUUGUUUUUUUUUAAAUUUUGAUUAUUUUUUUGUAUUGUUUGUGGUUGAUGCCUUUCAAUCCUACAUACACAAGAUUGAAUUGCUGAAUAUCACAAACCAAUAUCAGAUCUUUUACACAAACCUCUUCCAGCAAAACUGUCCAAAUCUUGAAGAACUGGACAUCAAGAUGGCCAACUGUGCUUGUGCUUACCUGCCGUCACGGGAAGCUGACAUUGGGGGCUUCAUCAGUGCCUGUCCUAAGCUCAAAGAACUACGUCUUGAUAGCCUUAAUGUCUUAGAUAUAGCAAGGGUAAGUCCAGCUGGGGAGACAGGUUAUGAGACCUGUUUACUCUUACUAUUUUGGCGUACAAUGUACGAUUUUGAGGUUAUAAAUUAUAUAUACUACAUAUUCAUUUUUUACUAUUAAGAUAAUGUAUUGAACGAUUUUGUGAUGAUAUUGUACGAUUUUAAGAGUUUGAGUGUAAACAGGUCUGUGUUAUGUUAAGCCUGGCAUACUGGUUAUGUUAGUCAAGCGGAGCAGGCAGGUUAUGUUAGUCAAGCUGGGCAGACAGGUUAUGUUAGUUAAACUGGGAAGACUGGUUAUGUUGAGCUGGGAAGGCAUGUUAUGUUAAGCCUGGGCAUACUGGUUAUGUUAGUCAAGCUGGGCAGACAGGUUAUGUUAGUCAAGCUGGGCAGACAGGUUAUGUUAGUUAAACUGGGAAGACUGGUUAUGUUAGUCAAGCUGGGCAGACAGGUUAUGUUCGUCAAGCUGGGCAGACAGGUUAUGUUAAGCUGGGCAGACAGGUUAUGUUCAUAUGGGAACAUGUACUGAGAUGGCUGUCUAUAUUCCAAAGGGAAAGCCUGACAUGUUUUAUAGCAUUGGUCUCAGACUUUCCAAACAUACCAGAUAUGACGCCCUUACAUCUAUAUUUACAUCUUACCUUACACCGUACCUUACAUCUUAUCUUAGCAGCUUCUCUACAACAUUAUUGACAGAAUGCAUGCCAAGAUAGCAUAAUGCAUGUGAAUUUAGCACAACAUCAAAUGAAAUGGAGAUUCAAUAGUCAGAAGACAACUGUAUUUAACUCCACAGUGAAACAAGAGCCUUUAACUUCACAUUAGUUUUAGAUCGUGUUAUCUUUAUUUACCAAUAGGUUUAUCAUUUAAAAAUAUUUGUGCAUAAUUUCAUGACCUUCUCACCUAAUUUAGUUUUUAAAUGUGUAAAUGUAUGUCUUAAAAAAGCUGUGCAUGUUUUUUCAAAUACAGUUUAUUUAAAAGUCAACUAGCGUAUUAAAAACCUAGUCCAUCCACAUAAACUUACCACCACAACCUCCCCCAUAAACUAACACAACAACCUCCCCACAUAAACUAACACAACAACCUCCCCACAUAAACUUACCACCACAACCUCCCCACAUAAACUUACCACCACAACCUCCCCACAUAAACUAACCACCACAACCUCCCCACAUAAACUUACCACCACAACCUCCCCACAUAAACUAACCACCACAACCUCCCCACAUAAACUAACCACCACAACCUCCCCACAUAAACUAACCACCACAACCUCCCCACAUAAACUAACCACCACAACCUCCCCACAUAAACUAACACAACAACCUCACCACAUAAACUAACCACCACAACCUCCCCACAUCAACUAACCACCACAACCUCCCCACAUAAACUAACCACCACAACCCCCUUACAUUAACUGUAAAAUAAAAAAGUUUUACUGUUCAACUUCAACUGAAAGUUUCCCAAAUAUUUUCAGACGUCUGUUCCAUAUCCUGGCCUAAACAAUUUGGAGAUUUUUGCCCAGACCAAAUUUACACAUGACGUGCAUGAAAAACCCAUAUUUUACUUGUGAGUAUUUUAGAUUGUGAUAUCAGAAACCUUGUGGUAAGGGGUGGACAACUGAGUUGAGGGGGAAAUGGGAUUGUAAGGGGGGGGGAUUAGAGUAGGGGACGUAAAGACACUGGGUUCUGUCAUGGAUAGAGUGGGUAAGGUAAAGGCAGAGGGCAUUGGGUGGGGUAGAGUGUGUAAGAAUGGGUCAAGGGCAUUGGGUGGGGUAGAGUGGGUAAGAAUAGGUAGAGGGCAUUGAGUGGGAUAGAGUGGGUAAGAAUAGGUAGAGGGCAUUGGGUGGGGUAGAGUGGGUAAGAAUAGGUAGAGGGCAUUGGGUGGGGUAGAGUAGGUAGAGGGCAUUGGGUGGGGUAGAGUAGGUAGAGGGCAUUGGGUGGGGUAGAGUGGGUAGAGGGCAUUGGGUGGGGUAGAGUAGGUAGAGGGCAUUGGGUGGGGUAGAGUGGGUAAGAAUGGGUAGAGGGCAUUGGGUGGGGUAGAGUGGGUAAGAAUAGGUAGAGGGCAUUGGGUGGGGUAGAGUGGGUAAGAAUGGGUAGAGGGCAUUUGGUGUGUUAGAGUGGGUAAGAAUGGGUAGAGGGCAUUGGGUGGGGUAGAGUGGGUAAGAAUGGGUAGAGGGCAUUGGGUGGGGUAGAGUGGGUAAGAAUGGGUAGAGGGCAUUGGUAGAUAAGGUAUAGACUGAGGGCAUUGUGGUGUAAGGUGGAGUAGAUACGGUUUAGACUGAGGGCAUUGUGGUGUAGGGUGGAGUAGAUAAGGUAUAGACACUGGGCCAUGUCAUGGGGGUAGAGUAGGUAUGAAUAGGUAGAGGGCAUUGGGGUAGUAGGAUAUAGUAGUAAGGCAUAGACAGAGGGCAUUGGGUGGGGUAGACAUACCUGUUUACCCCCAAACUCUUAAAAUCGUACAAUAUCAUCAUAUAAUCGUUCAAUACAUUCUCUUUAUAGAGCAAAAACGUGCUGUAUAUAUAACGUAUACACCUCAAAAUUGUACAUUGUAUGCCAAAAUCGUAAGAGUAAACAGGUCUGGGUAGAGUAGGUAAGGUAUAGACACUGGGCCAUGUCAGUGGGGUAGAGUGGGUAAGAAUAGGUAGAGGGCAUUGGGUGGGGUAGAGUGGGUAAGAAUUGGUAGAGGGCAUUGGGUGGGGUAGAGUGGGUAAGAAUAGGUAGAGGGCAUUGGGUGGGGUAGAGUGGGUAAGAAUAGGUAGAGGGCAUUGGGUGGGGUAGAGUGGGUAAGAAUAGGUAGAGGGCAUUGGGUGGGGUAGAGUAGGUAGAGGGCAUUGGGUGGGGUAGAGUAGGUAGAGUGCAUUGGGUGGGGUAGAGUGGGUAAGAAUGGGUCGAUGGCAUUGGGUGGGGUAGAGUGUGUAAGAAUGGGUCAAGGGCAUUGGGUGGGGUAGAGUGGGUAAGAAUAGGUAGAGGGCAUUGGGUGGGGUAGAGUGGGUAAGAAUGGGUAGAGGGCAUUGGGUGGGUUAGAGUGGGUAAGAUUGGGUGGGGUAGAGUGGGUAAGAAUGGGUAGAGGGCAUUGGGUGGGGUAGAGUGGGUAGAGGGCAUUGGGUGGGGUAGAGUGGGUAAGAAUGGGUAGAGGGCAUUGGGUGGGGUAGAGUGGGUAAGAAUGGAUAGAGGGCAUUGGGUGGUGUAGGGUAGGUAGAGGGCAUAAUCUGGUAUAUUUAAAAAAGGAGGUUAUUUAGUACUAAUUUAAAAUAUAAUUUUCAUCCCUAUUACUUCCCUUGCUUAAUCCAAGAACUGGUGCUAGAGUUAUUUUGUGUUGCAUGAUUUCAACACUACAUGAAAUUUAGAUUCCAGGUAUAAUUUAGGAUUGGUUACAAGGCAUUUGGACAAUUGUUCACAGAAUUUAAAAUCACCCAUGUCAAAUUUGCUGUUAUUUGUUAUGAGCUGGCAAUUUUCUUUUACGACUUAUCCUCAGAAAAAAUAAAUUGGAUGUAUUUUUUGUUUAGGGGUUCAUUGUUCAUCUUGAUAUCACUUGAACUUGAAAAUCAGUUUUCAAACUUCCUUUCAGAAUGUUUGGGUCAGUGGCUAAGCUUAAAGUUCUGGACAUAAGCUACAGCAACCUGUCCCCAGGGCUCAUCACAGACAAGGUCAAGGCCCUGGAGUGUUUGCACAUGGUUGACAUGAGGUGGUCAGAGGAGGAGAACAUUAACCUGUAUCAAUGUAUAAAUAGUGUAAGUGUAAGGAAUGACCAAUACCAAUGUAGAAAUAGUGUAAGAAAUGACCAAUACCAAUGUAGAAAUAGUGUAAGGAAUGACCAAUACCAAUUUAUAAAUAGUGUAAGGAAUGACCAAUACCAAUGUAGAAAUAGUGUAAGGAAUGACCAAUACCAAUGUAGAAAUAGUGUAAGGAAUGACCAAUAUCAAUUUAUAAAUAGUGUAAGGAAUGACCAAUACCAAUUUAUAAAUAGUGUAAGGAAUGACCAAUACCAAUGUAGAAAUAGUGUAAGUGUAUGAAAUGACCAAUACCAAUGUAGAAAUAGUGUAAGUGUAUGAAAUGACCAAUACCAAUGUAGAAAUAGUGUAAGUGUAUGAAAUGACCAAUACCAAUGUAGAAAUAGUGAUUUACCAUCUUCCAACAAAACAAAAAAGACAGGUUCAGUAAAGGCCAAAUUUUGGAUAAUUUUAGAGGCUAAAAAAGAGAAACACAUUUCUAAGUUGAGGAUGUCGACUACUGUAAACUAAUGUCUUGCCAUCUCCCAUUAGUGGAUGAUGUCACUUAAGGAACUUGAUAUCUCCUGCAAUAAAAUGCCGUCCAAGGUCAUCACCGAAGCCCUGUCACAGUACCGCAAGGGCAAGGACGCCCGCACGUCAUACCCCCUGGAGGUUCUCAACUUGUCCAACACACAAGUCUAUGGACCUCUUGUUCAGUGAGUCUCAUUAAUUAAUCUAACUUGAGAUCAUGGGAUGUUACAAAGUCAAUUUAGUGAAUAUAACAGAGUUAAAUUUGUCAAUCUGACACAAAAUGACAGUACAAAAGAGAUCCCAACCUGUCCUAGUAAUACUCUAGUAAUAGGAAAUACUGUUUGUUUAGAUGUGUUGGUAACCAGCUUGUGAAAGGAUUCAGCCAUUUUUAGGUGUGUUGGUAACCAGCUUGUGAAAGGAUUCAGCCAUUUUUAGGUGUGUUGGUAACCAGCUUGUGAAAGGAUUCAGCCAUUUUUAGAUGUGUUGGUAACCAGCUUGUCAAGGGAUUCAGCCAUUUCACAUUGUCAUCAUGGUCAUGUGUUGGCUGCCUGAGAUAUGUAGGAGUGCUGUGUACCCUACCUGAGACAGCAUUUGUGUCAUGUCAUGUAGGACUGCUAUGUACCCUACCUGAGACAGCCUUUGUGUCAUGUCAUGUAUGAGUGCUAGGUACCCUACCUGAGACAGCCUUUGUGUCAUGUCAUGUAUGAGUGCUAUGUACCCUACCUGAGACAGCCUUUGUGUCAUGUCAUACAUGAGUGCUGUACCCUACCUGAGACAGCCUUUGUGUCAUGUCAUGUAGGAGUGCUAUGUAUCCUACCUGAGACAAGCUUAGUAUCAUGUCUUGCAUUGGUGCUAUGUACCUUACCUGAGACAGCCUCAGUGUCACGUCAUGAAUGAGUGCUAUGUACCCUAUCUGAGACAGGUAUGCAAACGUUGAUUUAUGAAUUUCACUCAUUUACAGAUUAAUCCUGGAAGAAUGCUCCAAUUUGAAGAGCAUCAAUUUAAACACCUGCCGCAACCUUCCCAGAGGUUGCAAGCAGUUGUUCUUCAGGAAAAGCUUCCCUGAUCUACUAGCACGACUUCAACAGGUACCUGGCCCAUGACCAGUGACACCGUGCUAAGUGGCCCUACUACUUUCCUGAUCUACUAGAACGACUUCAACAGGUACCUAGCCCAUGAACGAUGAUCCCGUGCUCGUGCUAAGUGGCCAUGAACCCUACCUGACUGCCCAUCUGAGGGCCAAAUAAAUUAAAUUAUUUCUUCUUUUUUUUUUUUUUGCAUACAUACUUAAUGGAUGCAACACCCCCUCCCCCUUGUAUAAA